Molecule: messenger RNA, 19480 nt
Organism: Diabrotica virgifera virgifera (western corn rootworm)
Lineage: Eukaryota; Metazoa; Arthropoda; Insecta; Coleoptera; Chrysomelidae
Gene: Mbs
Product: protein phosphatase 1 regulatory subunit 12B
Exons: 19
Coding region: 107-2773 (888 amino acids)
Biological process (GO): signal transduction
Cellular component (GO): cytoplasm
Molecular function (GO): enzyme inhibitor activity; protein kinase binding; phosphatase regulator activity
Source: RefSeq, a predicted model, not a curated record
UGCAUUUUGCCAACCGCACCCUCUGUUAUGUGCGUCAAGAAUUUAGAAAUUUUAUAUUAUCCGUAAUGGUGGCCGACCGUGUGCAUUCUAAAACUAUUAAAUAAUCAUGUCGCUAGAGACUCGAUCUAAUUCAGCUCUGUUUAAAAGAGCAGACCAACUAAAACGUUGGGAAGAAUCAGAUACAAAUCGAGAACCAGUGUCACCGAAACAAAAAACUCGGAAAAUUAAAUUUUCUUCGGGAUGUGUGUUUCUCGCGGCUUGUGCUGCUGGUGAUAAAAAAGAAGUGUUGGAAUUGUUACAUAAAGGAGCUGACAUCAAUACUGCAAAUGUGGACGGAUUAACAGCCCUACAUCAGGCAUGUAUCGACGACAAUCUCGACAUGGUGGAGUUCCUCGUGGAGAACGGGGCGGACGUCAACAGGGGCGACAACGAAGGUUGGACCCCUUUGCACGCCACUGCCAGCUGCGGGUUUCUCUCGAUCGCGAAGUACCUCAUCGAAAAGGGGGCCCACGUAGCGGCAGUUAAUAACGAUGGACAAUUGGCACUUGAUAUUGCCGAGAGCCAAAAAAUGGAAGGACUACUCAGGGAAGAAAUUGAGGAUAGAGGCAUCGACUGCGAAGCAGCUAGGAACGAAGAAGAAUUGGUGAUGUUGAGGGAUGCCAAAGAUUGGUUAGCGACAAAAAGUUCCUUAGUUAACGUACCACACCCUAAAAACGGAGCUACACCUUUACAUGUAGCCUGUGCCAAAGGUUAUGCCGACGUUAUAAAAAUAUUAUUACAAUGUGGAGCUGACAUUGAUGCGCAGGAUGUUGACGGCUGGACCCCUCUACAUGCAGCUGCGCACUGGGGCCAAAAGGAAACGUGCCAAAUAUUGGCUGAAAGUUUGGCUGACAUGGAAGCUAAAAACUUCGUAGGACAAACAGCAUUUGACUUGUGUGAUACUGACAUGUUAUCGACAUUGGAAGAUCUUAGGAAAAAACAAAAUAAAGAAGACGUAUUUAAUAGAAGAAUGGCCAAGAAGAGGGCCGAUAUUAACGAUAGGAAUUUGGAAUCUGAGACGCCUACCAAAGUGAAAAAGGUUGAGCUCGAAGGGACGAAAGUGAUUAGAAAUAUAGAAAUGGACGUAUCAAGCGAAAGCGAAUCGGGAUCAGAAACAGAAUCAGAGAGCAGCUCUGAGAGCGAAUCAGAAAGCCCCGACGACGAAAAGAAAAAUAACCUGAAUGCCAACAAUGAAAUCACAACGAACACUACUGUACCCCAGAAGAUCGUUGAAGACAAAGAGGAUGUUACUUUAAGGAAGAAACCGUAUACAAAACAGAAUUCAGAUUUGAGUCCAACAAAACUGAAUAGUACGAAUAAUUUGACUAAUUCCACGGAAUCUAUAAAGAUUGAACCAGAAGUUACUCUCAGGAAACCUCCUAUUGUACAAAAUGAAAAACCGACUAAAAAAGAAGACAACGAUACACCGGUCAGUACCGCUGCAACCACAAAUACCACAACUAACAUAUCACAAGAAAAGACUUCACCAGUGACUAGUCCACAGCCUACUACUAACAACCAACAACAAUUGCGAAGCGGUCUAAAGUUGCAAAUGCCACCUCCGCCUACAACAACGGUUACCGCCCCUACACCGGUAACGAAUUCUUCCACGCCCUCCACUCCUACAACGCCGGGAGGAACCAGGCUUCAGAUGCUCAAAAAUUUCUUUAAGUCGUUUGUUCCUCCAGUAAGGGAUGAAGAAAGUGAAACUCAAAGAAAAGCGCAUGCCAAGAGGGUAAGGGAGACUCGACGAUCCACUCAGGGGGUAACUUUAGAAGAAAUCAAAUCCGCCGAACAGUUAGUAAAACAGAAGAAUCAACCUGGUGGCGGCAAUGAGGAAAAGCCUGGAGCAAAUGGAGACUCCCCCAACGGAAUCGUAGUUACCGCCACCAUCACAACCGGUACUCCCACAGUUAUAACAACUCGUGAAAGUGAGGAACCACCCGCAAUACACGAAAGGCGACCAUCGUGGAGGUUGAGGGUAGACAAUGGUACCAGCAAGUUCUUGUUAGAAGACGCUUCAAAACCUUCGGACCCGCCAAACACGCCGUCGAUUAUUCGUAGGACCAUCGCAUCCAUCCAAAGACCUUCUUCAGCGCCUCUAGAGACUGCAGAUACUACAAUUACACUGCCUUUAAGAAAACCCAAAUCCGUAGAAGAAAAAGAUCAAGAUAAGGAGAACGAUAUUAGAAAUGCUCAAGCAACUCUAGCCACACAAGCAGCUAUUCAAAGGAGAAGAAGGCCGAAGAGGAGAUCGACAGGGGUAGUUUCGUUUGAUAAUGUUGAUGAUUUGGAACAGGAGAAGGAUUCUUCAAGUGGAAAAGACUGUGAUGAUACUACUAAAAUGAAUCAUUUGGAGAGCGGCACAGACCGAAGUAGCCGAUCGAGAAUUGGUAGUUCUUCGGAUAUUCGAAACGAGAACGGAGAAUUGGACUACAAAAAACUGUAUGAACAGCAACUCGCAGAGAACGACCGACUGAAAGACAAAUUAAGGAAAUCUGACGAGGAGUUGCGAGAAACCAAACAAACUUUGGAAAAAAUUAACUUGGUCACAAGUAAAAAUUCCUUAUCCGAACUAGAAAAACGCGAAAGGAGAGCCAUGGAGAGAAAACUUAGUGAAAUGGAAGAGGAACUAAAGCAAUUACAAAAGUUGAAAGCUGAGAACGAACGCCUAAAGGCCGACAACAGAUCACUCACACGUGUCAUCAAUAAACUUACCAACUCUGCAAUGUAAUAGAAUUUGGAAAAUCUUAAAUCCGAGAACCAGAGGUUGAAGGAUGAAAAUGGUGCUCUUAUCAGAGUGAUCAGCAAACUGUCAAAGUAGCAUAAGUUUUAGUUGUUAUCAUUCAUGCAUUUUAUGUUAAGGUGACUUUAAUAAUUUAUUGUUAGAAAAUAAUGAAAAUUCAGGAUUUCCCAUUUUUAUUCACGUUGAAAGUUAGUUUCUUUAACACAGAUUUGUAGUAGUUAAAUUGAAUCGUACUAUUGUGGACGCGAAUGAAAAUAGGACGCGAAAAAAAGAAUAUGAAGCUGAAAUAGAGGCUAUCGAGAUGGAAAUUGUAAAGAAAAUAGCAGAUGAAGAAGAAGUAACGAGAUCAUUAGGUAUAUAACAGGUCACAAACAAUAAAAGAAUAUACCCAGACACAAAAAAAUAAACUAAUGUGAUCGUAGAUUCCAGAGACAACUUUAAAGUAAAUAUUACUAGCAUCCAAGAAAGAUAUGGAUAUAACACACCAUAUAAGAGAUAUAUCCCCGAAAAAAAGUAAAACUGUUAAGAGAGGAUCUACAGUCCUUAUCUAAAGAAACUCAAGUUGUUUACCGAGUUGUGUACUUUACGAGUUUUUUGCGUACUUAGAGGUUUUUUAUAAACUGUACAGAAGUAAACAAAUACUUCAUAAAAACGUUUCUGUGGGGAUUGAUACUCGGCUAUUUUAAAUAUAUUUAUUAAAUAAAUACAUGUUUUUUUGUUUAUACCUCAUAAAAGUCAUUCUUAUGAUCCAAAAAAAACAAACAAUCCAUUUGGCAUACUUAUUUGUUUGUAGACCUGUAACUUUUACAUAUAUAAUGUAAAAAAUUUAAUCUAAAGUGUGAUAAUGUAUGCAAAAUGAGUUUAAACUUGUAUAAAUCUUGUUUUCGAGAAAUGUUUUCGUCAUUUUUUGAAAUUCCAAAUAAUGUCUGUUUGUUCUGUUACUAACGAUUCAAGACAUUAAGCCAGUUUUAUAACAAGGUAAAAAAAUGCAUCGUUUGUUUCAAUCAUCUAAUUAUUAGGGUCUAACUAUACUACCGCCUGUACUCAGUUCGAUACCGAUUCUACAUAAUAUCGUGGUCACAUUUACGUUCUGGUAUCGCUCCUAGUUUUAUAUUAGUUGGUGAGAAAUGCUUCAUUGCCAUUGGCGAAUAUUAUGUUUGUUCUAUUACUAAACAUUCAAUAGAUCUUGCCAAUUCUGCUUCGUCUAUCAGUAUACCUUCUGUCGUUAAUAGGUUCUUUUCCCACUCAGCGACCUUUGGUCUAUAUUUUGUGCUUUAUUGUUGCUAAUGUAGCCGUUCCUGUCUAAAUUUCUCUGUUGAAUGUUUCUUUUAAAAAUAUCCAUCAAAGUUUCUUAAAUAUGUAAAUAAAUUAUUCAUUAUGACCAUCUUUGCAGAAGAGCCCACAGCUCUGCGUUUCCUCCUUGAAUUUUGAUCAAAACUGGUAUUGUACCUUGUGUUCUCUAUCUACUAAAACUUUGAAUAUCACACAGUAUGUUUCACGAAAGUUGCGCAAUGAUUUGCUCGAGAGAUGUUUCAACAGUGUAACAGCAUACUUUGGCAUGCUCCUCCUAAUUUCUUGGAAACUGUUAUUUUGGAGUCGACACGUAUACCAAGUCGUAAUAAUUCCUGGUUUGUUUCAAUAAUGUCAUUAUUAGGGUCUACGUACACUAAUAUCGUGUUCACAUUUACGAUAUGGUACCGGUCCAAUUUUUGUUGUUAGCCGAUGAGAAAUGUCAUCCCAUUGUAUAUUACAUUUAAUUUUUAUUAAAUUCAGACUUUGCGUGAUAUUAAAGAUGGUAUUCAAAAAUUUUAAAGCAAAAACUCGAGUUGUAGAUUGGUUUGUUUAUAUUUUAACAUUAAGAACCUCAUUUUUAUCCGAUUUAAUUUCUAACGUAAUAUAUAUGGCAAAUUAUUUAAGUCUAAUUCGUUAGUAAUACCAAUACACUUCAAAGUAUCUACGGAACGAUAUUACGUAAGAAUGUUUUAUGUUUUGUCGGAUCGGAAGCGUAUCGAGAGCAGUCCGAUAGUGUGAAUAGAUAGUUCAUUCUUUCUGCCGCAUUAUUUCAAUUAUGUCCGCCCGGUCGUAAGGAUGCAAAGACCUAUCAAAUUAAUUUUAGAAAAUCUGUGUUUUUGAAAAAUAUUUUACAUAAAAAUGGCAAUUCCAAUAAAAAUGUGAAAGUAGGGGGCCUUACACUUUUUAAUAAAGAAAUCAGGUUUGGCCCAGAAUUCGGCGUCUUUUAAUUUAUAUUAUUUUUAUUUAUAUUAUACAGGGUGUCCCGAUAGUAUUUGUUAACAAAUGAACUGUCUAAUCAUUGUAAAAAAGAAAAAGAUUAAUUUUAUGUUGAUUUAAUCUUUGUAACCAACAACACUUAGAUUAAGUACUUUUAGUUAUUCAGCUACAGAGUGUAAAUAUUUUUGUUCUGGAUAAUCUAACUUUUUAUCUCAAUACAUAGGAUAGAGAAGAGCAGUGGGUACAGGUAGGUAAAGGUAAAGGUAAAAAAAAAGCCUUUGACAGAUCGCAAUGCAGCGUUUGUUCUUUAGCUGGAACCAUUAGCAUACAGGAAGAUUAAAAAAGGCACAUUUAUCUCCCAAGUUUUCUAGUUUAUUCAUGUUCAAUGUUUCCGUGGUGAAAUUAAUGACAUAUACUAAUGGAACACCCUGUACAGUACCCGAUGUACAAACCCUAUGCCGUGAGACAUUUUUUUAAGUCUCAACGAUAAUGUUAGAGUUUUAUUUGGGAGUUAAACCUUUUUGGAAGAAGUUUUAAGCACGAAAUCUUCAUGUUAAAAGUUGAUGUUAUGAGAAAAACCGUGACGUUUUUAUAUAGUGAAAUUUUUUGUAAUUGUACGAGGUAAGUGCCAGAAAUUCUUGGUUUUUGUAGACUGAAUUGUUACAAUUGAAUUUUAAAAUGUUUCGUUAAUACGCAUAUACAGUUUUUUAAUUAUAAAUUAAUAAAAAUCAAUUUUUAUUACCGCGCUGAGCAGAUGGACGUGAAUUAUAAAUUGUAAAAUUCCCUCAUCUUCCUUAGUCUCAGCAUCCGUUAUGGCUUGUAAAUUGUAGAAGCCUCGGAGGUGUUACCAGAGAAGGUUCCCAUUGUUUUCAGUCUGGUAAAAUGUAGAAUAGUAUUUUUGGAUGUUGUUUUAUAUGCUAUUAGAUUGAAAACUUAGUUUUUUGCUAGCAGUUGCCGCUAGGACAUCUCUGCCAUUUCGAUCGUUGCAAUCUGUAACUGCACGUCGGGGUUUGUCCUGGUUGGGUCAGAGAGAGAGCAGCAUAUGCGUCUCCUGAUGAGAGACAAAUAAAUUUCGAAACCGGCGUAGGUGCUUGCUGCGCUCUCUGAUUGGACUGGAAUAGUGAUGCGGCUGCAGUUUCGUGUUGCAACGAAAUUGAAAAUGAUUAUUCAUUUUUGAUAAUAAAAAUCAGUUUCAGUUAUGUAGAUGGUGGAGGUUUCAAUUAUUGAAAAGACAAGGUAAUAUGGUGACACAAAUAUCUAAGACUUUGUACAGUUUGCUAAACGUUUUACACGUAUUCCACAAUUUAUAUAAAGAGAACUGUAUGAUCUGUUGUAAAGUUGCAUUAUUUUCUUGAAAUGCCGCCUUUUUAUCGUUCGGUUUUUUUGAAAGUGAAAUAUGUACAUUUUUAGAAUCAUCUUUUUGCUUAAAUGACGCUCUGGAACUAACCUGCCUUGCACGCCAUUAUUUCAUUGUUUCUCUUUUAGAUUAUUAUCAUCACUAUCCUGCUAACCCAUGUGGCAUAUUUCAGCGCAAUACAAAUUAGAAUAUACACUUAGACUGAGAAUUUAUGGUACCUACGUCGUACAAUCUGUUGUAAAAUUAAAAACAUAACAUCAUAUUAAAAUUAAUUAUCGAUAAAAUUGUCAUGUUGCAAAUUUACACAAAAAUAUUGUCAAUUGACUCAGCGUGUUCCGAAUCUGGCCUUGAUUUGCGAAGAAAAAAUCUAUAUAGAAAUUCUACAACAAAUCGAAAAAUAUCAAAAAGUUUCAUUGUUUAACAAUGAAGCUGGCCAAAAUCGUUCAGGUGUCGUAUAGUGGACAUUUCAGUUUGAUAAGUACAUGUUUCUAGACUUUUCUUUCUAGUUCUUUUUCCUGUCUUACCAGGGAGAGUAUUAUUGUCAUCAUCAGUGGUGCUACAGUCCUAGUUGAGCAUUGACCAUCCCUAGUUCUUUUCGCCAAUCGUCCACACCAUCCCUCCAUUUCAGUUUUGAUCUACCUCUAGUCUUAUUUCCUACUAAUAGAAUUUGUAUGGGUGGGUAGUUUUUAUUUGCUCUUGAUAUAUGUCCAGCCCAUCUAAGCAUACUAUUUUUAUGAAAGAUAUUACACCUCUACCAUUUCCUACUACUCUUUAUACUUCUCUUUGAAGAUAAUUUGAAGUUAUAUCGCCUUCUCCAAAUACCAUUCUCACAGAUUGCGUCCAUAAUUAUUCUUAGUAUCUUCCUUUCGAAGACGAGCAGAUGAUUUGCAUCUGUUUUGGAGAUGGUCCAUGUUUCUGAUCCAUAUGUCGGCACUGGUAGGAUGAGUGUUCUAUAUAUUGUUGGUUGGAAUCGCUGGCAACAUUUUGGUUUUCUUCCCGUUUAUUAUAAGGUCUAUUAGGGUUUACGAAAAAACCAAAGUUUAUGUUGUUCUGAAGCUAUUUUCUUGUGGCAUUUUUACAAUUUUAACUAUUUAGAAUGGGAAAUAAGCCACAAUAUUAUUAAAAAAUGAUUUUUAUUAACGUUUCGACGCCCAAAUCGGGUGCCGUUGUCAAAAUACAAAAUACUAUUAAUAUAAACAAAAAUGUUGUUGCUUAGUAAAAAAAUUCUUCUAAUAAUUUAUUUAAUUUGACUCAUUUAUAUCGGCAAUUCAGAUACAUAUGAUACAAAUUCUUCUAAUAAUUUAUUUAAUUUGACUCAUUUAUAUCGGCAAUUCAGAUACAUAUGAUACAAAUGUAUCAUAUGUAUCUGAAUUGCCGAUAUAAAUGAGUCAAAUUAAAUAAAUUAUUAGAAGAAUUUUUUUACUAAGCAACAACAUUUUUGUUUAUAUUAAUAGUAUUUUGUAUUUUGACAACGGCACCCGAUUUGGGCGUCGAAACGUUAAUAAAAAUCAUUUUUUAAUAAUAUUGUGGCUUAUUUCCCAUUCUAAAUAGUUAAAACCAAAGUUUAAAAAUGUUGAUCUCCCCUGCUGUUGUCUGGUGAUGGGUAGCCAAUAAACCCUCAAUUUCAAAUUUCAGUCCAAAAUGUUAACCUUAACCCGUUUCCCAAGCCCAUCAAAAUUUUUUUUUUUUGGUUUUUCAAAGAUUUUUUAGUCAUUUUUCCCGGUAUAACUCUCCCGGUUGUUUUCUGGUGAUGCGUAGCCUAUAAAGCUUAAUUUCAAAUUUCCACCCAAAAUGUGUACCCUUACCCUUGUCUGAGGUGUGCAGCAACCAAGACAUCUGCAAAAACGUACUUUACACCUACUUAGACAUAUUCCAUGUUGUAGAAUUUCUAUUUGAUCACUUAAGAACUGAAAACAAUUCUGUCCAAACCUAGUUUUCAACCAUUGAAAAUUGCGUGGACCGUUGUCAGUUUUUUAUACGACUCCGAGUAUUAUUGUUUGUAUUUAUUGACUUAUCGACAAUAUUUGAAUAUGUAAUAUAUAUAAAUGAAGUAGGUAGUUAGGAAUUAUAAAAGAAACAAACUUUGAGUUGCUUAAUGUAGACGUUCCAUAUUUACAAUCAUUGUUAUACGUAUUUUUAAAGGUGCAUUUAUGCAUGCUGGUCAAAUCAAUCGAGUAAGCAAUCUGUAAAGCUGUUUUGUAUGUACUGAUGCAGUUGAUAAGUGAGUAACUGCAAAAUGAAGUUUCAAACGAAUAGGCCUGGAUCCCGCGUACCAAAAAAAGUUUAUUAAUAACAAGCUAAAGAUUUGUUAGUAGCUUAACGGUGUCUAGUCGGACAAACUUUGAUGUACGGGAACACUGGAACAGGGAAGUUUUAAUUGUGGAACAGGUUAAAAAUUUGUAACGUCAAACUACGAAAACGUCUCAUGUAUUUUGUCGGACAGAACUUCCAGUUGAUUUGUUACCCUUUCAUUAAACUCUCAUGCAAAAAUCAGCCUACUAUUUACCAAUAAUAUAAUUCCUGGCAUUUGAAAUGUUCUACGUGUCGAACUUAUUAACACUUUAACAACUCCUGGGCCCAUUUAUUCUCAUAAGUUUGGCCACUUUUUGGCGCUUGAAUAAGUUCUACUCUUGUGUAUCAAAUUCAUACACCUAGGCUCAGGGAGAGUACCUGUUAUGUAUUGUGUAUGAUACACGUAGUAGUCAAAGUGUUAAAAUACCCAACAUAUCGAGGGUUCAAAGACAGUACCUCGUAAGUAACAAGUAGCUAAUUUUACAGGAGGAACAAAAAACUGUUUAAGAGUUGAUAAGAUGUAGUUUCUUUUUGAAAUCUUUUAGAUUUAUUGUAUUUUAAACUUCCUGAUUUUGUAAGUAAAAUAAAAAAAAGUGUGAAGCAAAAUUUAAAAAAAAUUAAGUCACUUACGAGGUAAUGUCUGUGUUUGUCUGUCACAUACGAGGUAAUAUUGAUUUCUUUAAUUUGUAUUUAUUUAAUAAUAAAUAGAUAAAUACAUACUUACCUAAAUAAAAACUACAUAAAACAGAAAAGGAAAAAAAGCAAAUUAAUAUUAGUUUAUUCUGAUUGUUAAAAUCUAAAAAACAAGGUAACAAAAUCCUAAAAUUAUGGCAAUGAGGAACAAAUCAUGCACUAGUACUAAUAUUAUGAACAUUAAUUAAGAUUAAGACUUAUACGGCAACAAAUCAUAAAAAGACCAACAGUCUUUAGGAAUAACUGAGUUGAUUAUUUGUAGGUGUUCAUACUUUGUUUUUGAAAUUGCUGGUCUAUUUUGAAACAAUGGGGGAAAUUUAAUAAUAGAAAAAUCAACAUUUUUUUGGUCUAGUUGGGAUUUCUUCAAAGGAAUCUUCAAAAUUGAUUUUAAACAAUAUUGUUCCAAUAGUAUAUCUUAAAACACGAAUAUCUGUAACUGUAUUACCACCAACUAAUUUACUAGGUCUAAUAGAGUUAUAUUUCAUAACAUUUUCGUCGCCAAAAUUUUGGAAAAGGUGUAAUCAAAAUUUACUACUGUAAAUGGAUUUUUAUGCCUAGCUUCCUUUGUUAACCUUAAAUAGUCAUUAGGAAGAUAAAUUUCCCUAUUUUUUAGGACUGUCUCAAUAGAGCUGUGCACUGAAUCACACUCCAUUUGCGUGUGACCUUUUUCUAAAAAUUUUUGGUCAAUAAUGACAUUGUAUUUUUCAGAUAAGAAAAAGAAAAAGAAAAAAAUUUGUCAAAAAAGAAAAAGAAAAAAAAAGAAGAAAAGCAAAGUAUUAGACAUUACACUGUUCCGGUUUUGGGCAUUACACCCAUCAGAAUAGAUACAUAGUUAUGGGAAGUUUGUGUGAUGAGUUCAGAAAAUGUUCUUCCAAAUAAUGUUUCAGAAAAGAUGCUUAGGUAGAAGCCUGACCAUCUGCCUCUGUCUCAUUGUACCAAUAGCAACUAGCUUGGCUAAUAGCCAAAUUAUAGAUAGUAUAAUUAUGGCAGCAAAGUUUAGUUUUAUAGUUGAGUGCACUGGCCGGUAAUUGAGGAGAUAGUUUCACUGACUGAACAUCCAUGAUAAUAACAAAAAGUUUUCCUUCAAUAGCCUACUUUUUGUCACGUUCUUUCUCACUUCUAGCUCGAUCUUUUCUGAUUAUGUGGUCAUUAUAUUCAUUUUCAGAUAAAUUUCCAUUUUUAAAUUUAAAACAACUGUCACACUGGUCUUUGCGUGGAUGAAAAAUAGACAACUUCAUUGUGUCCAUCAUAGUUCUUAAACAAGUGUGAGUUAAUGGUGUCUUUCCAUUUUUUUGUAGUAAGCCCUUUACAAAUCUGAAACAGACUGAAACACUUGCUCCAGAUAAAGUCACGCCUAUAAAUAAAACAGUUUAUAAGAGAAAUAUUAAUCAACAGCAACACAAACACUGCUUUAGACAGCCAAAUUAUGUUGUAUUUAACAGAAUAAAUACAGUUGAUUUUAAUACCUAGUAUUUUAAUACCACUUUAAAUACCUAGGAUGUUGGAUAAACGAGACACUAAAUCCGGAUGAAGAAAUUAAAACUCGUAUAGAAAUUGCAAGAGGAGCAUUUAUGAAACUUAGAUCUAUUCUGAGCAACCCUCAGCUGAACUUACAACUAAGAAUCAAGUUCCUAAAAUGUUAUGUGUAUCCUGUAUUACUAUAUGGAUGUGAAACAUGGAUCAUGAAGGUUAACAUGAUGAACAAAUUAGAAGCCUUUGAGAUGUGGUCGUAUCGUAGAAUGCUCAGAAUAUCUUGGGUUCAACGCAUUUCAAACAGAGAAGUCUUAAACAGAGUAGGUCAAGGCGAAGGUGAUUUAAUGAAGAUGAUAAAAAAGAGAAAACUUGAAUAUCUGGGGCAUAUAAUGAGAGGUAGCAGAUACAGGAUGCUGCAGUCAAUACUCAAUGGAAAGAUCGACGGAAAAAGAGGAAUUGGUCGAAAGAAAUAUUCAUGGCUCCGAAACCUUCGUCAAUGGACUGGCUUAUCAGCAGAUCAAUUAUUACAUGCCGCACAAGAUCGAGAACGAUAUCGGCAAAUUGUUAUGGAAGCUACCCACGCCUAAAAAUUUGGGCACGGUACUUAAAGAAGAAGAAAAUUUUAAUAAAAUCUCCAUUUUACCUUUAAACUUCAAAUAACGGCGAUCAAAACAAAACACUCAAACAUGCCCACUGACGUACUGUACAAACUGCACCAUACGAGGUCCUGGUUUUAAAAUAUUUUUACGGCGCAUUUACGAGUUAACGUUCCCUUACAGUUUUCUACCUAAGGCCUGAAAUAUUUGGUUCUUUAGAACCGCCAAUAGAUGGAUCUGUAUGUCCUAAACUAGAUUAAGCACAAAACCGAUUUUAAUAAAAAUGUCACUUACGAGGUACUGUCUUUGAACCCUCGAUAUUCGUCGGACAAACAUUUUUUCAUAUAUUAUAUCAAGUUUUCUAUUGAAUAACAGGGGCGGCUCGUGAUAGUACAAGAUGGUGAGGCACACUACACUUGAGGAAUAUUAUUAUUAUGGUUAGCUUCUCUUUAACAGCCUGGAGGUCGAUUUUGUGACGUCAUAACGUCACAGAACGACACCGUAUUUAUUUUAAGGCUUGCAAACCAUAUUAGAUAAUAAUUUUAUUCGCAAAAGAAUGGCAACACAGGUUGAUACUCAUAGUAGCUGUUUUUUUAGCUAAAAAUAAUUACUAUGAUACCAUACCACAUAUCAAAACAUUAUGAAUCAGAUGUUUCGUCCUUCUUUGGUCUCAUCAGCGUUGUACAGCCAUAUUAAGCAAAAUAAUUUACAUUAUAUUAUAUAUACUAGGUACAUGACAACAACGGACAACUGAUUCUGUUAUUACUAAUCAGUUGCCAAAAUGAAAUUAUUGUACGCAAACAAUAGGGAUUUUCAUCGAUGUCAUUUGUUUCGAGCUUCUGUCAUAUUAUUAUGUUGUAUAAUUUGUGUAUAAUAUUAAUAUACACGGAUUAUAUGACAUAUGACAGAAGGUCGAAACAAAUGAAUGUAAAUGAAAAGCCCUAUAUAAUUACCUACAAACCCGUGAUAAUUUCAUUUUAGAACUAAUCUUUAAUCUUAUAUUGUAAAUGUAUUCAAUAUAGGGAAAUAGAAACAAGCAAUAAGCAAAUUACUAUAUUAUAAGAUUUUCCAAAAAUUAUUCUCAGUUCAAAUUGUAUUGCUGCCGGCCGAUUAUUUCUGUCGGCUUCGUAAUAUGCUAGACAAGGCACCAUCAGAGGCAUGGAUCUACUAUGCCUCUGCUAUAUAAUUUGAGAAAGUGGACAUGACACGCAUAUACCCUCCCACGUAGAGAAGUUUUAUAAUAAAAAUAAAGGUAUUUAGCAAAUUUCACAAAGUUAAAUUGUAUUUAAAGAAUUUAUGAUGAAAUAACGAAAAUAAGGUAAAGAAUUGAUGAUGAAAUAACAAAAUAACGUAAAUAGUCGAUUAAUAUACUGGUGAGGCACUGCCUCACCUGCCUCAUAGGACCAGCCGCCACUGUUGAAUAAACUUAAAAAGAGCCUGCUAGUUUUCCAAUCAUAAACUUGUCAGGACGACAAGUUCCACAAUUAAAAUCACGUUCCACAAUUAAAACGUUCCCUGUUCCAGUGUCUUCGUACAUCAAAGUUUGUCCGACUAGACACCGUUAAGCUAUUAACAAAUUUUUAGCUUGCUGUUAAUACACUUUUUUUGGUACGCGGGAUCCAGGCCUAGAACCUAAAGGCGAAAUUACACGGUUCAACUGAAUUGAAUCACUUUGGUUGAAUGGAGCAGAAUGAUAUUUAAGGAGAAAUUACACGGUUUAAACGAAACACUGCAGGAUUGUAAAAAUCUCUGCCUGAAAUACAGAGGCAUAUUCUCCUAGUGGACUUUAAAUGUUGAACUUUCCACCACUACAGAAUAUAUUAUUGCGCCCGAUCAUUUUGCAGUUGUAGACCCGUCUGUAUACCAAGUGUAACCCUGCAGUCUGAGUCGAGAGUUUCCUCUGUUCCAUUCCUCUCGUGGGCAGAUGUCAACUUGAAAAGGUACUUCAGGCUUGUAUCUGGAUGUCAUAUGGUCAGAAAUCAUGAUCCAUUCGGCAUUGCUAGUUUCAUUUAUUAUGCUAAUAUGCCUGAUUUAACUGGCAAUUGCUCAGAUUUUCUCGCAGCCUAUAAUGUCUCAUUCUCGCCUCAUUUCUUAUAAUUAUAUGUAGAGGAGGGAAAUCCAGUAGUGCCUUUUUUUAUGCACUUUUGGCCACCAUACCACUGAUCCAUAUGUAAUUGUGGGUUUUACCACCAUGUUAUAAAUCCAAUGUACCAUGUCUGGUCAAACACCCCAUAUUUUUCCAUGAGUGCGUCUCGCUACCAUUAACGUAGUUACCACCAAUGGAGACCAUGGACAGGAAAGAGAGCAAGAGGACGACCCCAUAUGAGAUGAGCACAAAACAGAAGCGAGUGGAGGAAACUGGGAGCCUAUGUUCAAAAUUCGAAUUAAAGGGCAAGAAGGUAGUUAAAAAAACAUACACCAGACAGCAAAAUGGGUAAUGCGCGCGCAAGUCACUCAACCAAUUCGAUUGACAUGCGUAAAGCACGUUAAAUCGUGUUAGCGUUUUUUACAUUUUUACAUUUCGCUGCAUUAAAUGACUCAAAGUUUGGUUACUCUAUAUAUAAAAUAAUUAAAAAUCCGUUCUUGUUAUGUAUUUUCCUUUCUCUAAUGUGUGAUAUAAUAUUUGCUUAAAGUAGUACUGUCAUUGCCAUUUUUAGUUGUUUAACAAUUACUUAUCAACUAUUUCUUACUCACAAACCCUUCCCCCACCAUAUAUAUUAUACAUUUUUUUUAUUAAUGUUAAACUUCGUAUUUUAUACUUAGUUAGGUUGAAUAUCAUAAGCACUACAUAAGAGGAAGAUAUUUCAAGCAGUACUGUCAGAAAUGAUAUUUAAAAUACAUUCUAAAAAAAUUGCCAAAACAUGGUAUAUAUCACUUAUCUGUUUUAAUCUAAUGAUUUAUAAUAAAAUCAUAAUGAAGAUGCAAUAGAAGUAAAUAAACCAAGACACUUGAAUAUUACGAGGAGUGAGGAGCAGUCCCAAAUCAUGAUUUACAAUAUAAUGUGUGGUCCCAAAUUAUUGUCACCAUAGGUUGCUCUGAAUGACAGAGAUAGCUAUACAGUGCAUGUCCAUUCUUAAUUCAGAUAUACCAGUUUACGUCAACUUUGCAGUGUACAUCAACUUAACAAAAAAAGUUAGGUUAUGUUGAGAUGUUGGUGGUGGACAUAUACAGCAUCUUGUUUGAUUUUUAUUUAUUAUUGUUACUUAUAAUUUUGUUAAUUUUUUUUAUUUUUGAUUAAAGUUCUGUGUUAAAGGUUUUGACUGAUUUUUUAUGUUUUAUAAUGUUAAUCGAUAAACCAAUGAUAUAAAUUCAGAUUAAAACAAGACAUACGUAAUUUUUUGCACGGCUAGUUUUGAUCCCAAUAAUAAAAUUGUGGAUAGCUCGUUACCUAUAUACAUUGUUAAUCCCAAAUCAUGAUUUACAAAGUUUAAACCUUGUAAAUCAUGAUUCGGGUGUGCUCCUCGUAGCAUUUAACGUGUCUUGGUUUGUUUAUUUCUAGUGCAUAUUUAUUGUGAUUUUAGUAUAGUGUCUCAAAUGGCAAUCGGCAGAAGAACUACCAAGUAAAAGGUGUGAGUAUCUGUGCAUCUGUUGGAGCACUCUCAUUUGCUGCUUCUCAAGUUGUGAUGACAUUAAAGAAAAACUAAAUAUCUUAAUGUUAGAUUUUGUUUCGACUUCCGGUUUCGAGAAAAUUAGAAAAAUACAUUUACAUACUGAUGGGAUUAUAGCAACGUAGUCUGCUAUCCCUUGGACCUAUGGCAUACAAGGAAGGUCACAAGGCCAGUGCUACCUUUCAACUGCCUAUUAUCACCCCUGGUUUUACCCAAAGUGCUCAUUUUGUUCAGGCUGAGUCGACCUGGUGCCUGUAGAUAUUUAAAAAUAUCUAGGUGUUCUCGCCGGCGCUGGGAUUCGAUCCCCGGUCUUCUGCGUGAAAGUCAGACACUCUACCGCCUGAGCUAUCCAGCUCUAGAAUUCAUCAUAUAAGUGAAAAAUACUUUAUCAUCAUAUAAGAAAUAAAUGAAUUAUUUCUUUUAUAAUCCUUAUUAAGUAAAUGUAUGUUAGACGACCCACAAACUUUUCUAAAUAAUGUCACCUUUCACUUCAUGUUUGAUUUGUCUAAAAUUCAAAGUUAUUAGAAAAAUGUAUUUUUUGUCCGAAAUUGGUGAGUAUAAUAGAUAACACAGUGAACCAAGCAGCAGUGUGUCGAUAUGCGAGUGCAACUGAGCAUCGUCAAUGCGCAUAAACAAUGGAUCUGUUAAUUUUCCGUGUUAUAUGACUCAGUGUUGCCAAUCGGCGUAUAAUUAUCCGAUUUGCGUAUCUUUUUGAGAGUUGUCGUAUCUUUAAAUAAAUCGGAUAUUUGCGUAUAUUUUUCAGUGUAUCUACCAACCUACUACAACAGACUAAUAACAAAAAUAAACUGCUACGGAAAAAAUCAAGAUAAGGGAGAAAAGGGACCUAUGCGAAUUGUUUUGUUUAAAAUUUAAAUGCACAAUGCACAAAUGUUUCCACUUAAGGCAUACUGAUCCAACUCAAAUUUCAAAAACAGGGAUUCUGCCGUCCGAUUUUAUUUAUGGUUUUUUUGUCUUUGAUAGCCACUGCACGAUUUAGUUUUAUUUUUAUUUUAUGUAGUGCAAUGCUUAAGUAAACGUCUGUUGAAAUAAGUUUUGGUUUGUGAAAAUACUUUUUUAUAAUGGAUAAAUGGUAAAAUUAGAAAAUGAAGCUAAUAUAUAUUUGUUUCCUAAUUAAAAGAAGUAUUUUCAUUUCUAUUUGUUCUACCAUUUUCAAACGCUAGUGUAGAAAGGGUUUUCAGUAAUGUAUUCAAUAUAAAAAAGAUAAAAGAAACCAGGAGGAUCCCGGUUAUAGCCCCCGGGAUGGGGGGGGGGGUUAUAACUACUGGAUGGUCUCUGGAAGGGGUGGCCCCCAAAAUCGCAACUUUGAAACGAGAAGUAUAAAAAAAUAUGCCUGUAAUUUUUUGAGCAUUAAAAAGUGAGUACAAAGACGUACAAAGUUUUUUGUAAUUCCAUCUCCAAUUUACCCUGCACUUCUCGUAGACUGUUAUUGAUGAGGUAGAGUUGUUACUUUUGGGUCGCACCCCUCUGGGUGGUAUGGAGAGCUCAAAGUACAUCCAAAUGGGAGGGGGCUAUAACCCCAAACCCCACCCCCAGGUUACGCAUAUGAGCCUAUCUUUUCGUGAGAAAUCGGAUCUUUUUCGAGCGAUCAUCGGAUAAUAGAGAAAUGCGGUUGGCAGCACUGUAUAUGACAGAAAAGCUUGCUUCUAGGUUUUCAUGCUUCAUUAUUUUCACACCUUUAUUAAUAAUUGUUUUUUGUUUGUAUUGUUUUCUCUUUAUUUAUUUCUAAAUGCAAUUCCUAUGAAGCUUUGAUCCUGCUUAUUAUAAAAACGCAUUCCGAUUCUUGAUCUAAGUGUACGUGGUAUCCAAGAACACUUGAUCUAGGAAUAUACAAGACAUGUGGCAUUUUUAUUUUUAUACUGUUGCUUUAAUUACUAUCAUACAUUAACAAUUGAAUUAGGCAUAAAUAUAAAGAACGACAAGGCUGUAAGAUAUUAGGGCUACGACAUACUAGGCUUCCUGGGGAUUCUGGCUGUUGCCUGGAUAGUUGAGUUCAGACUUUAACCGAAACGUUUAAAAAGUCGAAUAACUUUGUCAAUUUACACAGCUGUUAGGCCUGGAUCCCGCGUACCAAAAAAAAGUUGAUUAAUAACAAGCUGAAAAUUUGUUAAUAGCUUAACGAUGUCUAGUUGGACAAACUUUGAUGUACGGGAACACUGGAACAGGGGAAGUUUUAACUCUCAUGCAAAAAUCAGACUGCUAUUACUAACCAACAUGAUUCCUAUCAUUUGACAUGUUCUUCGUGUUCCACUCAUUGAAAUGACCAGUUGGUGAUAAACACCAGUCUGAUUUUUGCAUGAGAGUUUAAUGAAAUGGUAACAAAUCAAUUGGAAGUUCUGUCCGAUAAAAUACAUGGAACGUUUUCGUAGUCUGACGUUCCAAAUUUGAACCUGUUCCUCAAUUAAAACUUUCCCUGUUCCAGUGUUCCCAUACAUCAAAGUUUGUCCGACUAGACACUGUUAAGCUAUUAACAAAUAUUCAGCUUGCUAUUAAUCAACUUUUUUUUGGUACGUGGGAUCUAGGUCUAUGUCUUAUUCAGUUUUCUACUAAAGGAAUCAAUGCUAGCAGUAUUAUUCAUAUGAGAGCCUUAGAAGUAAAGGAGUUAUAAGUGACAAAAAGAAAAUUUUGAGUAAACGCCGUUCAAAGUUGUGCCUUCACUGUAAUUGCCAUGAUUUUUUAAAGCUAGUUUUUCUUCUUGGGUUAAGUAACUGUAGGCAUUAUUAUUUUUCGUUGCAACAAAAAAUCAUAAUUUUAUUGGCUACUCAUUUUGGAGCUAUUUUUAGGAUACUAAGUAGCACUUGUACCCUUUUAUUUCUAAGAAAUGCAACAUAAAGGCAAAAAAUGUAAAAAUAUCAUAACGCUUUUGUACACCAUGUUGUAUGUGUUGUUUAUUCUUCACCAUAGCACUAAUAUAUAAUUAUUUUUGAUUUCUGAUUCAUCGACAACAGUAUCGUAAUGGUGAUCCACAUUGUCAUUUUCGACAUCUGCUUCUUCAAAGUUUGCUAGUUCUCAAUGUUGUUGACCAUCAUGUCGCAGAUUUAUGAAAAACUCAUGGUAAAUUGGAGGUACGUAGUUGAGUAGAACGGCAGAGUUUUUGCCAGCUUGAGCGGGUUAGAUAGAUCACUAAACUCUUAUAUAUGCUACCUCCAGCUGUUUUAUUGUAAAACAGGGUUAAAGGUUUGUCCUGUUGAAAAUGUAACAAUUGCAUACUGUGUAUUACCUGUGUGUUACUUGUGGAAGUAACCAGCUCCAUCCAGUGUUGAGGUACAUAUAGGUUCUUUUCUUAUUUAACUAUCAAAUCAAAGUCUUGGACACACUCAUUAUAAGAAUGGCCACUUAUAAAAAAGCAAUGAUCUUCUGUUUGAAUAUUAGUGUUUCUGACAAUGUAGAACCAAAAUUUGUCUGCCAAAUGACUUACUUUUGGCCUCUACAGCUGUCGCUAAAUGCAGUUAUGUAUUUCACGGAUGGACGAAGGCUUCUGAUAAGAUAUUAAGAGACAAGACGAUAUUUCCAGACAUUCACGUGAAGCUUGACCUUCGUGUCACAUAAAGAAUUUGAUCGUUCCAAUCUGUUGGUUAUGGACCCCUAUGUCCAUAGUUGCCUUAAAUAAUAUGGUUUAGAAGUUGACACAUUAGGAGUUGGCAUAGUUUUUUGCAAGUCGGAAAUGGUCGCAACUUUACUAGCAUCCUUUAGGUCAUGACACUCAUUUUUUGCUGUUGCAAUUAUCUCAAUAUUUGCAAAAAUGUCACUUAUACCCCUUUACUUCUAGCGUCGUCAUAUCAUGUUAAGAAAUGAAGUUAAAUAAAAUAGAUUAACUCGUUUCACCACCUCGUGUGGCAACAAGUUGUAUUUAAAGCAUUGUCUAAUUUUGCAUUUUUUACUGCCUUAUUUAACAUUUUUUUAUUGUUUUAUAAGUUUACUUUGAAGCCUGAAUUGUAGUGACAAGAUAAACCGUAACAUAGAGUAUUAGCAAUUUUCCUUUUUGCAAUAUUGCAGAUCUUCCACUUGAUAUUUUUUAUGUUGGUCAAGUAUAUUUUCACGUUUUGGCAAUUUUUUAGAUAUCUCUAAAUGAUGUAAGUACUUCAUUCUGAAAGUACUCUCAAAAGCAAUUGUCCUUCCCAACGACUUUUUUGUUUUGUCGCGAAAAAUAUGUUACACAUAUGUGAAUGAUUAUUGUUCAAAAUAUAUUUUUGUAAAAUGAAUCCGUACUUAGUUUAUACUAUUUAAAUGUAACAUAUUUAUUUUUGAACUAAUAUAUUGUGCUAAUGUUUGUUUUAAAAAUUAUUGUAUUUUGGUUUUUAGGAACUAUUUGUUGUUCUCGCAUUUUUUGAGAUAUCCUUGUAAUAUAUUAUUCAAAAGAAAUUCAAUUAAAUCUAGUCCAAAGAAAUAUUGUGACUCUAACUCCUGAAAUAUAAACAUGUUUAUGAUG